UCUCUGAGCUUACCCCAAAAACAACCAACCAAAAACAAACUCAAGAUGUUCAAAUUCGUUGCUGUCAUCGCUCUCCUGGUUGCCACCGCCAGUGCUGGUCUGAUCGAGACCCACCACGUGGUCCAUGAGCCCGUCCUGGCCAAGGUGGGAUCAGUGGUCCACUCAGCUCCCUCGGCGGUCUCCCACCAGAGCAUCACACAGGUGCACAGCAAGGCGGUGGUGCAGCCCGUUGUUGCCCCCAUCGUGAAGACCACCACCUACACCCAACCCGCCGUGGCUGUCCAUGCUGUCCAUGCUGCUCCAGUCGUCCACUCCGUUCCCGUUGUCCAUGCUGCUCCAGUCGUCCACUCCGUCCCAGUGGUGCAUUCCGCUCCUUUGGUGCACUCUGUGGUCCACUCUGCUCCCCUCAUCAAGUCGGUGGUGCAUUCCGCUCCUCUGGCCUACACCCUCCACCAUUAAGUUUCCAAAUGUGAUACAGUAUUUACCAUUUUUUGUUUAAAUAAAUGUUUUUCGUUUUGUCAUAACAAGAUAA
Messenger RNA from Drosophila suzukii, 532 nucleotides. RefSeq names its product A-kinase anchor protein 14-like. The record is from RefSeq and is a predicted model, not a curated record. Lineage: Eukaryota; Metazoa; Arthropoda; Insecta; Diptera; Drosophilidae.